Molecule: messenger RNA, 705 nt
Organism: Hydatigera taeniaeformis
Lineage: Eukaryota; Metazoa; Platyhelminthes; Cestoda; Cyclophyllidea; Taeniidae
Source: the annotation of a GenBank genome assembly
GUUCGUUUCUUGGAGCAGCACCUCACCUCAGACUGCCCACGUCGUCCUGUUGUGUGUCAGUUUUGUCAGGAAAAAAUAGAAAUGCACAAUCAGCCAGCGCAUGUGGAGGUGUGCAAACGCUUCCUCAUUCCAUGCCCCAACGGCUGUAAGCGGAAGGAAAUACCUCGUGAAGAGCUUACUGCUCAUUUGGAGUGUGAUUGUCCACUGCAGGUGAUAAGCUGUCCCUUUUCUGAACAGGGUUGCCAAUUUCGUGGCAAAAAACGACAAAUCAGAGCUCAUUUAGACAACGAGCUGAUGCUGCACAUACUACUAUUGCGCGAUGCUGUACAGGCUUUCCAUAAUCUCUUGGAUUUGCAAAUGCAAGCGGUUCGCGAUAGUCAGGCUGCGGUGAAAAAAAUGCAAUUAAAGUUGCAACGAUGUGAGACCUUCUUCGAGCCAUCGUUUGUAUGGAAAAUCGACGGCUAUAGGGAGAAAUUCGAGGAGGCACAACAGGGCCGCAAGACUACUCUCUUCUCCAACCCUUUUUACAGUCAUCGUCAUGGUUACCGAGUGUGCUUAUCCAUUUGUCCAAAUGGAGAACAGCGGCAUAGAGGAAAGUACUUGGCUGUGUUUAUUUGCAUUUGUCGAGGCGAAUACGACGCACUACUGAGCUGGCCAUUUUCUCAUCCUGUAAGAGCUUUGCCUUUACACAUGCCCAGUGUUUAG